GACUGUCGAGAGCUGGACAACCACGAAAAUGAAGAUCAAGGCCCUCAGCCGGUCCACGGCCUCUACACAGGCACCCGGCUCCAAUGUCGCCAAAGUCACGAGGAAUCUGGACCCCAACCUCCAUCCGUUCGAACGCGCGCGCGAAUACACCAGAGCCCUGAAUGCGACAAAAGUUGAGCGCAUGUUUGCGCAGCCCUUCCUUGGCGAUUUCGAGCCUGGCCAUGUAGACGGCGUGUACUCGUUCGCAAAAGACCCCAAUUCGCUCGAGCACUUUGCCAGUGGAAGUGGAGACGGCAUCGUCAAAGUCUGGGACUUUACAAGCAGGGAGGAGAAAUGGCAGGCGCAGGCGCAUGAAAACCUGGUCAAGGGCAUGUGCUGGACGCGAGACAAGAAACUGAUAACGUGCGGAUCAGACCGCCAGAUCCAGCUGUUCGAACCAUAUGCACAGCCAUCCAAAUCGCCGCCGAAAGCGACAUGGCACGGCAACUCGGCCUUCACAUCCGUCUCGCACCACCGCUCGCUGCCUACCUUCGCUGCUGGAUCUAGUGUCAUUUCUAUAUACGAUACAUCAAGGACGUCCGGAGCUCCUGUCUCAAGCCUCGUGUGGCCAUCGGCCAUUGAUACCAUCACCGACGUCAAGUUCAACCAGGUCGAAACAUCGAUACUGGCAUCGUGCGCAACUGAUCGCGCUGUCAUUCUUUACGACGCCCGAACGAAUUCUCCUCUACACCGCACUGUGCUCAACUUCCCAGCAAAUUGCAUCUCCUGGAAUCCUAUGGAGGCCUACAACUUCGCUGUCGCGUCCGAAGACCACAACGGAUACAUCUUCGAUAUGCGCAACAUGAAACGGGCACUGCAAGUAUUGAAAGGACAUGUUGCGGCAGUCAUGUCGAUUGAGUUCUCUCCCACUGGAGAAGAGCUCAUCACGGGCUCUUACGACCGAUCCGUAAGACUCUGGGAGCGACAAAAGGGCCAUUCCCGGGAUGUCUACCACACCAAGCGGAUGCAGCGCGUCUUCUCCGUCGCGUGGAGUCCCGACAACAACUACGUACUAAGCGGCUCAGACGACGGUAACGUCCGUUUGUGGAGAGCGAGAGCUUCCGAGAGACAGGGCGUCAAGUCAUUCGCUCUACGACAGAAGCUCGAGUAUGACGCAGCGCUCAAGGAGCGAUACAAGCAUAUGCCAGAGAUUAAGCGUAUCGAGAGACAUAGACAUCUGCCCAAGACUGUCAAGAAGGCUGGCGAGAUCAAGAAUGAGGAGCUGAAGGCCCUCAAGAGGAAGGAAGAGAACGAGAGAAGGCACACAAAGAAGGGCACAGUCCGAAGGAAGGCAGAGCGUGAGAAGAUGAUCUUGGCAAGAGAGCAAUGAUGUGUCAAAAGGAGGAGGUUAGUAUAUUUUCUGCAUAGCGAUGGCGUUCUUGGUAUUCAAGUUGAGGACCUGGUAUACCGCACGGCACACCUGAGGGUGUAUAUGGUAGUUCGAAAGAUACGAGGCAUGCCGACUCUGUCAGGUUGUCUCUCCAAGAACAAUUAUUUGCU
Alternaria alternata is the source of this 1539-nucleotide messenger RNA. Its product is annotated as WD40 repeat-like protein. Gene Ontology annotation, cellular component: nucleolus; small-subunit processome. The record is from RefSeq and is a predicted model, not a curated record. The coding region runs from base 29 to 1369 and encodes 446 amino acids. The transcript is spliced from 3 exons. Gene Ontology annotation, biological process: maturation of SSU-rRNA from tricistronic rRNA transcript (SSU-rRNA, 5.8S rRNA, LSU-rRNA). Lineage: Eukaryota; Fungi; Ascomycota; Dothideomycetes; Pleosporales; Pleosporaceae. Gene Ontology annotation, molecular function: protein binding.